Messenger RNA from Oncorhynchus kisutch (coho salmon), 10422 nucleotides. RefSeq names its product beta/gamma crystallin domain-containing protein 1-like. Bases 183 to 8144 code for a protein of 2653 amino acids. The record is from RefSeq and is a predicted model, not a curated record. The transcript is spliced from 22 exons. Lineage: Eukaryota; Metazoa; Chordata; Actinopteri; Salmoniformes; Salmonidae.
UGAGACGGGUAGAGGAUCUUUAUCGCUGCGCAUUUGGAAACACGCGCUUGGGCACUUGGUAUGCGCUUUUUCAAUCGCUGUAGUCUACAAAUAGUCUAUCAAUUUUUUUUGUUUCACAUUUCGAUUGUUGUAUAGUUCAUUUCUAUUAUCGACUUUUUUUUAAAGCAGCAUUUCGGGCAACCAUGAGUAAAUCAGUAAAAUUAAAAAUAAAUAAUUUGUUUCAUAAAACAAAGUCACUGGAUAAAGAAAACAAGGACGGGGAAAAGCACACAUUUAAAGAUGCAACUUCAUAUGGAGAUGGAGAGCUUGCGAGCCCAGGCCCGAGUUUACCUUCGAGUCCCGGACUUGUCAGCCCCGUCAGCCCCCUGGAUGGGCCGCUGCAUAGGAGUCCAGCAAGUGAGAAGAAAAAGAAGAAGAAGCGGUUCUUGUCCUUGCAGCUCAAGAAGAAAGGCUCAACGGAGGAAGGGCGCAUCAACGACCCACUGUUCUAUAACGGUGCAGACGAGCUCCACAGCUUCACCAGUAACAUGAGUUUUGACCAACCGAGCGUGAAAACAGAAUACAGCACCACGACUGACAGGGAUGCUACCUCCAUGAUCAGCUAUGACAUGUCAGCCUUCAACAGCCUCAGUCCCAACAAGUCCAGAAAUAAGAGCUCAGACAGAGUGUUGAACCGCAUCGGCAAUUUUUUUUCCAUAAAGAAGAAGAAGAGCCGGAGCGGUUCACUCUCAGCAGACUCAGAGGAUGGAUCCUGGCUUGGUUCUGGCUCUCCCGUCUCCCCCCAGUCCCCUGGUUCUCCUGUCUCCCCCCAGUCCCCUGGUUCUCCCGUCUCCCCCCAGUCCCCUGGUUCUCCUCUCUCCCCCCACCAACCUCCACAGGAAGACUGGCAAAGGACCCCCACCACCACCCGGAGACAGGGGGAGGUAGUGGAAGCCGGAGCUAGGCCAGUGCAGGGAAGUUUGUCAGAGCUCCAGGAGAAGGGAUCGGUGUUCAGUACCAGCUCCAGCCCUGGUACCUCCAGCCUAGCCUCUCUGGUGGUGGUGGACAGAGGGGACCUUUUGUUUGCAGGCAGCGACAGCAGCGAUCGUGGCAGCGUGAGGGAGGUGCAGGUGUGCAGGGCGAGCAGGGCCGAGGCAGAGGCAGACGGAGAGGCAGACAGGAAUUCUUGGAAUCUGACUCCAACGAACUCGUCCUCCUCCGGAGCAGACCAAGUCCCAGGGCUCAGCCCCACUGAGGACGUAGUGGGAGAGGCGAGCAGGAGGCUGCAGGUACAUCUGGAACAAACCACUGUGAAAGACAGAGAGGGGUCUGGAGGGGGCAGCCCAGUGGUCCAAAACACCCUCAGGUCAUUUGAGCUCUCACAAUCUCACCUUAAGGCUGACUUCACCUCUCUGGUCACAGAGUCUAAAAAGACCUCCCUGAAAACAUCUGUUGGAGGGAAGGGGAGUUACCUGAUGGGAGUGACUGUAGGCUCUCAGUCACACACCCCGUCCUCCUCAGAUCCCCAGCUAGAGGGGGAGGAGGGGGAGGACAGCCCAGCCAUGGGGAAGAAAAACAGGAGGAGGGCUCUGAAAUCCACCAGCAGCAGCUCGCCUGAAACAGCUCCCCCAGCACAGACCACGUUACAUGGGGGAGAGGAGGGGACGACGCAGGACUCACCAGUGAAGCUACACAAAGCCUUGUGGGUGGAAACACACCUGGGAGAAGAGGAGGGGGAGAGGAAUGGGAAGAGGAAGAGUGUAAAUUCGCAUUCAGUCCUGACCAUACCUAUGACUGUGGCCCCUGUGGAGUACCCUGAUACUGCAGGUGUCCUGGCCACUCUAACUCCUUCAGCAGUAUCAGCAGCAGAGGCCAGUGGCAGAGAGCCAAAGCCAAAGCUGGCUGUAUCUACAGCGCCAGCCUCCAAGGAGUCCAAAACAACAAACAAAGCCCAGCCAGAGGCGAACAGUCCAGGCACAGACUCAGAGAGCAGCACCCCUCUAGAGUACCAGAUGGCCCUGAGCAAAGAGGAAAAGCGCAGGAGUGUGAAACUGUCCCGCAGUGAGAAGAUUUUCCCAAAGAAGGUGUAUGUGAGCCCUGAGCCCAGUUCUGACGGGGACGAACAGACAAAAACAGAGCUAGAAAAUAAUGACAUCGCAGACUUGGCUUCAAAGAUUCCUCAGAAGUCAGAGGUGAAACUCUCGCCAAGCCCCCAAAAAGUGUAUGUAGACCUCAAGGAACCAAACAAUGACUGUAUCAUCACUGCUGGGGAGAUAACCAUGGGUACAGACUCUGAUCAAAGACACCAUGACCCCAUGGCUGUAGACAGUUCCCCAACGUCCCCAACCCCAGAGAUGAAUGAGGCCUCUCCAACCACAACUAUGCCAGGACGUAAAACACAGCCCAACACAGGAGGUUCAAGGGUUAGAUGUCAGGGGAUGACCCAGGUCACCCCGUCUAAACCAGGUGACAAAGUAGGCAAUGUAGCCAGUCGGUCAAAGUGCCCCCCUCCUCCGGUUGGGCCCAAGUCCAAAGCUGUCCUGGGCAUGGCUAAGGGAAAGGGUCUGAAAGAUGGUGGAAAGGCAGGGAUUUCUAGUGGGGCUCCAUCACAAAGGACACCUAAAGAUGGCAGUGAGAAAACAAAGGUUAUGUCACCUACGUUAAAGGAUCAACCCACCGCAGGAAAAACAGAGGUCACCGACAGCCCCAAGUCGAAAAUUCCCAAAAAGUCACAGACAGAAGCUGUAUCAAAACCUCCACUGUCACCAGGCACAACCUCAGUGGUUGAUGUUUCAGUGGCUGUGUCUCUACCUGUGCUUGGUUCCAAACCCCAGAAGACCCCUAAACCUAAACAUUUAAUGAUUAAAACAGACAAAAAGCCUAUCACCGAGGAGGUGAAUGAAGUGGGUUCAGGGGGGAAACCAACUCCAGGGCCUGUUACGUCAGAAGAGGAAUCACCUACUAAAGUACCAGUCAUGUCACCUGUGAACUCAGAUAAGGUAAACCUAUCCAAUGGGAUGGAAAAAGACCCUGAGGACAACAACACUGACCUAGCCAAAACAAGUGAACCCAAAGAUGUCAAAAAGCAGGCUCCCACACGCCCAGACAGCACCAGCAGCAGCAUGAUACCAAAGAGCCGGUUACCCAAAGCCCCUGACAACUCUUUGUCUUUGGUCAGAAAGAUGAAAGACGGCAAACUCCAAACCAUCGACACAGGGAGUAAAACUACCAAGACCACUGAGAGAGCAUCAGUUGUCAAUAGUAGGCCUUCCACACCAACCAGCCCAAAGCAGCAGGAGCUUCCCAGCCCAGAGGAAAUGCCCCCAGAUGAGACAAUGACCACUGAACCUGAGAAGGGAAGCAAGUUGCCCUGCCCUUUGCAAACAAACCUGCCCCAACAGGCCUCCAAUAAGAGCACCCCCCGUGAUGACGGGGACACACCCACCCCUCCCUCACUGUUACCAACCAAGCCAGAGAAACCCGCCUCCCUUGGACUUAAGAAGAAGAGUAACAUCACAUCUCCCACCAUGGACAUGACUGCUGAUGAUUCUGGGAAGGCUUCACCACUGAGUUUGAAAAGUCCAGUGAAAGAUCCAAGUGAUUCUGUGACUGUGGCUAGCAAGCGUGCAAUGUUCCGUCAGGUAACUCCCCCUAAAGGCAAGCCCCUCAAGAAAUAUGAGCAAACUAUGAACUCUGAAACACAAUCUAAAUCUAUACACGAUCAUGUGUCACUGGUCACAGAUAACUCUCAAAUAGAUGAUCAACAAACCACACCAGCAACACACCAGCAACUGUUUGUAAAUGAUCAAACAGAUGAAUCAGCAGUCACUGGAACAAAGAAAUCACUAGAGGACAGGAGCAGUAGUAGUACACCUGAAACAAAAAUUGAUAAAAUAUCUGAAAAUGGACAAAAAAAAUCUAUAUCAGUCAAAACUACCUGUAUUACAAAGGAACAACAAACCAAACCAUACCCAGAUCUCUCAUCCGAGACAGAGAGUGACCACAACUAUGUGGAAGCCUUAACCAAUACACCACUGCAGCAGAUGGGUCCUGUAAGCCCAGGUGUAGUCCUGGAGAAACGCCCAACUGAACCAAGCCUCAUUGUGUCUGCCUCAAGCACACCUACCCAUGAGGAAGUAAUAUAUACAUCAACCAAGCCUGAAUUGACUGACCACAUUCAUACUGACACUGAGAACCAAGCUAAUCAGAAAAGUGAUGAGUACAAUGAAAAUACUUCUCCAGCUUCAGAGAAGCUCAUACUUAGUGCUGGGGAAGGGAUAUCCAAUACGAAUCAGCCUGUGGAACAUGGCCUGGAUGUAGCAAAGGAUAGCUCACCCAAAAACGCCUCCACUGUGGUUGAAAGAAGAGAGAGUCAAGAUACAGCAACACAGUCACCCAUCUUUGGAUCAGAGGAAAAAUCUAAGAAACUAGCUAAUGCUCAAACCCCCGAUAUAGUACCUAUUCGUAAUGGCAUAGUUUCUGAUAUAUCCAUAGUGUCUGGGAAAGAGACUGAAGUACAGAAGGGGGGAGAGCCAGUGAAGGUCUCCGACAUCAUAACAGAGCCUGCGAUUGUUCUGAAACCAAUUAAAAAUGGUGAGGUCCAACUGAACAAAGAGCUUCCUUCACUGACACAGAAUUUGGCAGAUGCACAUAGCGGGCCACACAAAGAAAACAAAGAGGACAAACUGGGUGAGGCGGCAACUAAGAGCACAGUUACUAAGAUGGAUGCAAAACAGGAAUCAAAGACCACAACUACAAAAGAUCAGAAGGAGAAAGUGACAAAACAAGAAGAAAGACCCAGCGAAGGAGUGACUAAGAUAUUAGACACAAAACAGGACUCAAAAUCCAUAAGAACAAAAGCUCAGGAGAAGAAGGUCUUGCUCCUCAAAGAACCCCCUAAAAUGACAAAAGCAAACCCCAAGGCUGAGCUGCCUCUUCAGCUGCCAACUUCUCUGAAGCUCCCCUCUCCCCCUAAACCUCUCCCUCUGAAACAGGAAUCUCCGUCCAGCUGGCUGAACGUGGAGCGCGGCUCAAAACAGGAGCAGAAGAGGGAGACCAAGAGAAGGCUGGACUGUUCAACCAGCGAGGAUGAGAGUCUGGCUGAGAUUGACAACGUGGAUGACUUCAUCAGGAGCAUUAAGGAACUGGGCACCCCCUUUCCCCUCCCCCCCAAGAGGCACCACGACCAUGCCAAGACCUCCUCGCCCCCCUUUGCCCUGCCCGCCAUCAAGGAGGACCGCUUCGAGAACCCUUUUGACGCUGAUGGCUUCCAGUUUGGCCUGAAAAAGAGGACCAAGGAUGAAGAAACCCCGGCCAUGUUGAUAAAGAAACAGGCCAGGGAGGAGAAGACACAGCCAAGAAGGGCUAAUGCAGAGGACAGCCUUCUCUUCAAAGCCCUCCAGUCUCCAUCUAGAGCCCGGAGAAAACCAGGGUGUCAAACAGAUGGGAAAGAUGGAGAGGUGAACAUUAAAGUAGAGGGGAAGAGGGAAGUAGAGAAGAAAGAGGAGCAAGGGGAAGAAACCGGUCAGCUCACGUCACGGCUAGAAAGGAUGUCCCUACUCUCCAACCUAUUGAGCUCCCCCAGGACUUCCAGAAGGAACAAAGGGGAUCCUUCCUCCUCAGUCUCUAAUGGUGCUCCUCCCUCUCCUACCACCCAGGGCACAGUGCCAGAAAGGGCGGGUUGGAGAAGUAUGAAUCCGGGCCUGAGUAUGGGUGUGGUUGCAACUGGUGAGUCAAUAAUCAGUCCUUCCUCACCUCCUCCUCUCCCCUUGUUCACUGAGCUAAAGCUGCCAGAUCCCCUGGAGCAGUAUCUCAGGACAGACAAAGGAUCCUCACAGAGUAGUGCUACACAGAGUACAAUGGCUAGCCCUGUAAUGGGCUUAGGUCACGGUACUGGACUAAAGGGACUUACCUUAGGACUUCAUCCAGCCACCAACCACAUCCCACAGGCCCCUCUGAAUGGUCUUCCUGCAGCCAACCCCAAGAUUCCAGAAGUGAGAGGGUUCCACAAACGGCCUGGGAAGAUAGUGCUCCAUGAGCGGGCUCAGUUUGAAGGAGAGGCCUACGAGGUGUUUGGGGACGUAGAGGAUGCCUCCAUGAUGAAGCUGUCUCCUGUCAUCUCAGUCAGGGUCAUCAGGGGAUGCUGGCUGCUGUAUGAGAAGCCAAGGUUCCAGGGGCGGACCAUCGCCCUGGAGGAGGGGCCCAUGGAGCUGGUCAACGUGUGGGCAGAGGAGGUGACACCAGGGGCACUGGAUCACAUGGGUCUGCCUGUGCCAACCUCACCCAUGGUCAUCGGAUCUAUCCGCCUGGCAGUGAGGGACUACAGUCUACCUCGGAUUGACCUGUUCACUGAAGUGAAUGGUCUGGGGAGAAUGACAUCCUUCUGCGACGACACUAUUGAGAUCUGCUCUUAUGGGAACAUACAGAACACCGGCUCCAUCAAGGUCCACUCUGGAGUCUGGCUGGUGUAUGGUGACCCAGGGUUUGGGGGUCUCUUAUCGGUGUUGGAGGUGGGCGAGUACCCCUGUCCAGAGGCCUGGGCAUUCCCUCAGCCCUUCAUCGGAUCGCUGAAAACACUCAAAAUGGGUGGGAUAAAGGUGGAGCAUCCUAAUGAAGUAAAGGCUCUGGUGUACGAGAGGCCGUGCUUCGAGGGCGAGUGUGUGGAGAUUGACGAUGAUGUGUACGACUUCAGAGAGGGAGGAGAGGACAAAGAGGGGCGGGUGGAGGAGGUGGUGGAGGAGGAGGCAGAAGGUAAUCCAGUCAGAAGGAAGACUUUGUGUUCUGUGGGAUCCAUCAAGAUCAUUCGUGGACUCUGGGUUGGCUAUGAUGAACCAGAGUUUGAAGGUCACCAGUAUCUCCUGGAGGAGGGGGAGUAUCCUGACUGGAGGGAGUGGGGAGGCUACGGAGACCAGCUCCUGUCACUUCGCCCUGUACGCACUGAUGUCCUGUCUCCCCAUGUGAAGUUGUUCAGUGAGAGGGACUUUGGGGAGAGAGGGGUCAACAUGGACCUGCUAGGGCCUGUCAUUAACAUGGAGGACACAGGCUUCGGCUCGAAGACACAGUCCAUCAAUGUCCAGGGUGGAGUGUGGGUUGCCUUUGAGAACCCUGGGUUCUCCGGAGAACUUUACAUUCUAGAGAAAGGCCUCUACGGAAGCCCAGAGGACUGGGGAGGACCGAACCUCAAGAUAUCCUCGCUGCAGCCAGUCUUCCAGGAUAACCUGGGUGGAUCAAGCAAGUUCAGGCUCCAGCUGUUCUCAAAGCCUGGGUUCCAGGGCAGAGUGGUGGUACUGGAGGACAGUGUGGUAGCCCUGGAGGAAGACUUCUUCCCUGGCUCCUGUAGAGUACUGGCUGGGAGCUGGGUGGCGUAUGAAGGAUCCCAGUUCACAGAGCACAUGUAUGUCCUGGAGGAGGGAGACUACCCCAAUACCAAGUCCAUGGGCUGUCUGGGUCCUGACUCUACCAUCCGCUCCAUACAGACCAUCAGCCAUGAGUUCUCCCUCCCGUCCAUAACGUUGUUCAGUAAGGUUGGCUGUAGAGGCCGUAGGGUGGUGUUGACGGAAGGGGUGGUGAACCUGCAGCUGGCUGGGGUGGACGGACGCAUUCGCUCCCUGGUUAUCGACGGAGGAAUGUGGGUGCUGUAUGAGGGGUGUCAUCACCGCGGCCGUCAGAUCCUGCUACCGCCCAGCAAACUGGGUGAUUGGUGCAAGUUCAGCAGCUGGCCGCGAAUCGGAUCCCUGCGACCACUAUUGCAGAAGCAGGUGUACUUCCGUCUGCGAAGCAGGGAGACGGGCUACGUGAUGUCCCUGUCAGGGCCUCUGGAUGACAUCAAGCUGUUGCGGGUCCAGGCCCUGGAGGAGACUGGGGGAGUGGACCAGGUCUGGCUCUUCCAUGACGGAGUCCUACGCUGCAAGCUGGUGGAGGACUGUUGCCUGCAGAUCACUGGGAGCGUUGUCAUGGCGGGCAGCAGGCUGAGUGUGUCUCCUCCGGAGCCAGGGAAAGACAACCAGCUGUGGAACAUUACCCCAGACGGCCUGGUCCGAUGCCACCUCAAACCUGAUCUGGUGCUUGAGGUUAAAGGUGGACAAAGUUAUGACAAAACUCAAGUGAUUCUCAACACAUUUGAUGAGAGAAAACACAACCAAAGAUGGUCUUUGGAGAUCCUGUAAUAUAGUGUCAAUAGGCCUGGCCCUUCUACAGCAACUCUGCCGUGGGCUUCAGAACUCUCUGGUGCAGCUCUGUCGUGGGCCUCAGAGCUCUCUGGUGCAGCUAAGCCAAGUGUUUAAGAGCUUUCUUGCAUCAGAAGGCCAUGGGACUCAAAGCUCUGUGAUGCAGUUCCACCGUGGGACCCAUACUCUUGUUUCUUUAUGCAGUUCCUACAAGGGCCUUAGCACUCUGUGAUUCUAGUCUGCAUUGGGCCUCGAGAUAUUCUGAAACAUGUGUUGAGCUUGUGCGCAUCCAUACUAGGUUGUCUUUGUAAAACACAACUAGAAACUAGUAAACUACACAUUUCCAUGUCACUGCAACGAGAAACAAACCAUACAACAUGUGGCUACAGUACUAUCUAUAGAACAAGGGUGGCAGGUAGCCUAGCGGUUAAGAACAUUGGGCCUGUAACUAAAAAGUCGCUGGUUCGAAUUCCCAAGCCGACUAGGUGAAAAAUGUUGAGGUGCCCUUGAGUAAGGCACUUAACACUAAUUGCUCUGGAUAAGAGCAUCUGAUAAAUAACUUAAAAGUAAAUUUAAGGAGCACUACAAUAUACGGUCAGGACUUGAAUGAUGCUUUACAAAUUCCACAAUUAAUUAUUUCAUUGACCAUACCAAAGAAAAACGGUAGUGGAAUAUGUGUGUGUCUCUACUAUAUUCAUAGCAUUUACAAUGAGUUAAGUGUGCUUCACCAGUCAAUCACUGAAAUGUAUAUGUUUUCACACAAGGGUUAGUCUAUGAAGUCACACAUUCUUAAUGUCAUAGAUGAACACUCCAUGAAUUCUCCAAAGGUACGUUUUGAGUAGAUAUGUUGGUAACACUUGACACCCAGCGUCAUAACACAUUAUGACCCCAUGAAACCUACCAUGGUAGUUAUUUUAUGGCUGGUAUAAAACCUACCAUGGUAGUUAUUUUAUGGCUGGUAUAAAACCUACCAUGGUAGUUAUUUUAUGGCUGGUAUAAAACCUACCAUGGUAGUUAUUUUAUGGCUGGUAUAAAACCUACCAUGGUAGUUAUUUUAUGGCUGGUAUAAAACCUACCAUGGUAGUUAUUUUAUGGCUGGUAUAAAACCUACCAUGGUAGUUAUUUUAUGGCUGGUAUAAAACCUACCAUGGUAGUUAUUUUAUGGCUGGUAUAAAACCUACCAUGGUAGUUAUUUUAUGGCUGGUAUAAAACCUACCAUGGUAGUUAUUUUAUGGCUGGUAUAAAACCUACCAUGGUAGUUAUUUUAUGGCUGGUAUAAAACCUACCAUGGUAGUUAUUUUAUGGAAGAUUAUGACAUGUAUAUAAGAGUGUCAAAUAACCCAAAAACUACCACACAAGGCAAAACAUUCCAUUACACCAUAGCCUACUUGUCAACAGUAUGUUUGUUAUUCAUUUUUAAAUUAACCAUAUACAAUUAUCAUUGUAAUUGCACACACAUUGAUGUCAGACAUGCGCCUACCCCAAUGCUCUGUUUCUGAUGACUGGGAUAAAUGCAGGAGCAGAUUUUAGGAGCAGGACAAGACACCCUCUUUGUGACUGAUGACUGACAUAAGGGCAUGUGCGUGAUAGGACUAUAUGGCUUAGAUGAUUAUGAUGGUAAUAAUGCUUCUUAACAGUGUCAUAAAGUGUAUUUUCUUAGUCCAAGUAAAGUGACAUAGGAUGGUCAUAAUGCAUUUGGACUGUUUCAUAAAGUGCAUUUUCUUAGUCCAAGUAAAGUGACAUAGGAUGGUCAUAAUGCAUUUGGACUGUUUCAUAAAGUGCAUUUUCUUAGUCCUAGUAAAGUGACAUAGGAUGGUCAUAAUGCUUUAUGAAAAGUUAUUUCAAAUAUUAUGAAAAAAAAAUGCAUGUAAAGUAUUCACAACAACAAAAAGGAAUUAAGAAACAAACUUUCAAAUGAAAGGACAUUUAUUGGCAGGGAAAAAACACAUUUGAAUACAUUUGGGUUUUGACACUAAGUGUCAUAACCAGACAAAAAAUAAUGCAAUAUGUCAGAAUAGGUGUAACUAUAUGGGCCAUGACAGUGUUAUGACCAUAUUAUGACAGGCUAUGACAAGUUUUGUCAGUUAUGAUAUAUUAUGACAUGGUUAUGACCAUCAAGUAAAGUGUUACUGAUAUGUUUUUUCAUGUUUCAUAAGUAAUUUUCUUGUCUGGAUUUAUACUUUACUUCACACAUUAUUCACAGAACAUUAGCUGCAACAGGUGCAUGUAUUUCAUAUGUCAAAUGAUUAAAGAUCCGUUUCAACACUGUGCUACAAUA